Molecule: messenger RNA, 2008 nt
Organism: Dalotia coriaria
Lineage: Eukaryota; Metazoa; Arthropoda; Insecta; Coleoptera; Staphylinidae
Exons: 4
Coding region: 141-1775 (544 amino acids)
Biological process (GO): fatty-acyl-CoA biosynthetic process; long-chain fatty acid metabolic process
Molecular function (GO): long-chain fatty acid-CoA ligase activity
Source: RefSeq, a predicted model, not a curated record
AAACUAAUGUUACGAUUAUCACAAGUAUUUAUACGUUAUAUCAAUCAUACUAAAACGUUCAUCACAUAAACGUACCUAUCAGUAAAUUGUGAUUUUAUAUUUCUAACAUUCAUUUGUAUCACAUAUAAUAUAUACGAAAGAUGAAUUAUAAAGAUUAUGAUAUAACUAUCAAAAAUGGAGUGCUUUGCACACCAGACACAGACCUGACCGUCCAAAAAGGCUUAGGACAUUUUAUACUAGAAGCAUGUCACAAAUUUGCUACCAAUACAUUUCAGAUAUGUCCAUUUACAAACGCUUCAAUAACUUUCCACGAUUUCAAAGUACAAUCCUUAAACCUUGCCGCAAACCUGCGGGCUUUAUGUGGAGUACAACCAGGCGAUAUUAUAAUGACGUCAAUGAAAAAUUCCCUGGAAAAUUCUCUUCCAAUUGCUGCAACAUUCUACCUGAAUGCUGUGACUUGUUCCUUAGAUCCUUCACUUUCUAUUCGUGAUUGCGAGUAUCUAAUUAACUUAGCUGAGCCAAAAGUUAUUUUUGUAAACGCAGACAUUGUCGAAAAUAUCAAAGCAGCAUUAAAAAACAUUAAAAAAGAAGCUAAAUUAAUAGUAAACUACGAUCACACGCAACUAGAAAGAAAUGGAAACCUGCAUCUACAAGAUUUAUUGGCAACAACAGAUAUCACAUCCGGAUUUGAACCUGUCAUUGUUAAAGAUCCUGCCAAAACAAUGGCAGCCAUUUUGUUCAGUAGUGGAACCACAGGUUUGCCAAAAGGAAUAUGUUUGAAUCAUGAAAGUGUUUUGUAUGUUGGUACACUAAUGCACGAACUUAUGGAAAAUCCAAAUGUUUUUACUUUAUGUACAACUUUUUAUUGGAUUUCGGGUUUGGGCAUGUUUAUUGGCCAGUUUCUCAAAGGUGCUACCAAAGUAGCCUUGCGCAAAUUUGAUAUUCUAGAAUUUUGCAACGUUUGCAAACAGUAUAAAGUCGAAGGAACAUUUUUAGCGACCAGCUACCUAUCAAAAUUUCUCCAAGCCAAAGAUUUAAUUAACCAAACACCUCUCAAAGCCGUUAUGGCUGGUGGCAUGACUCCAACCAAAGGACAAUUUGCCCUAAUGCAGUCAACGUUUCCACAGAUUCAUUUCAAUCAAGGAUAUGGCAUGACGGAAUUUGGUGGACCAUGUUGUGCAUUCACAGCAAACUAUCGAUCUUACAGGGAACAGUUUCCGGAAAGCACUGGUGUUCCUCUUGCAGGAUUUACUAUAAAAAUUAUCGAUACAGAAACCGGUAAAGUUUUGGGACCUAAUGAACGAGGCGAAAUUUGUUGCAAAUCAAGAUUUAGCAUGCUCGGCUAUCACAAAAACAAUACGGAAAAUCCAUUUGAUAAAGAAGGAUUUAUAAGAUCAGGAGAUUUGGGACAUUAUGAUGAAAAUAAAAUGAUGUAUAUUUCCGGGCGCAGUAAGGACAUGUUUAAAUACCAGUCCUGGCACAUUGUCCCAGCUUCUUUGGAAUCCAUUAUUAAAGAACAUUCCGCAGUAGAUGAAGCCAUUGUUUUUGGAAUACCACACGAAGAAGAUGGUUUCCUGCCAAGUGCAGCAAUAACUCUGCACAAAAAAAUGAUCGGCAAAAUCAAACCCGAAGAUAUUGCCAACUUCGUGGAAGAAAGAGUAGCAGAUAGGCAAAGAUUAAGAGGUGGCGUUUACAUUGUUACAGAAAUGCCUAGAACUCCUACAGGAAAAAUUCAACGAAAUAAAGUUUAUGAUAUGGUACGAGCAGAAAUGUAAAUUCAUGCAUUAAUAUUACACGCCACGAAGUAUAUAUAUAUAUAUAUAUACUUCAUGGUAGAAAACACAAUAUCGUGUUAUAAUACAUCAAACAUAAAUAUUUAAAUUUUACUUUUGUUUUUAUUAAGUUAAUUUGAUAAUUUAUAAAGUUAUUUAUUUUAGUUUCACGAUGUGUACAGUUAUAAAUGUAGCACUGAAAUAAAAAUAAGUAAUAUUUUACUGUCCUACACUCA